Messenger RNA from Diaporthe amygdali, 993 nucleotides. RefSeq lists its product as uncharacterized. Gene Ontology annotation, cellular component: cytosol. The transcript has 3 exons. Gene Ontology annotation, molecular function: aldose reductase (NADPH) activity. Bases 1 to 993 code for a protein of 330 amino acids. The record is from RefSeq and is a predicted model, not a curated record. NCBI's taxonomy places the organism in Eukaryota, Fungi, Ascomycota, Sordariomycetes, Diaporthales, Diaporthaceae.
AUGUCUUUCGGUACCAAGGCCAAGCUUCUGUCCGGCGACGAGAUCCCUACUCUCGGCUAUGGCACGUGGCAGUCCCAGCCCGGUGAGGUGUCUACCGGUAUCUACGAGGCCCUGAAGGCCGGCUACCGCCACCUCGACCUGGCCAAGAUCUACCAGAACCAGAAGGAGGUCGCCGAGGGCCUGCACAAGGGCCUCAAGGAGUUCGGCAUCAAGCGUGAGGAGGUCUUCAUCACCUCCAAGCUGUGGAACAACGCCCACCGCCCCGAGCACGUCGAGAAGGCCCUCGACGACACGCUCGCCGAGCUCCAGCUUGACUACCUUGACCUCUACCUCAUUCACUGGCCCGUUGCCUUCCCCUUGGAGGGUGCCAUCGGCGAGGUGCUUUUCCCUAAGCACAAGGAGAAGGAGAACGAGGUUGCGCUCGACAACGGUGUCUCCCUGGUGGACACAUGGAAGGCACUGAUCGCGCUCCCUAAGAGCAAGGUCAAGAACAUUGGUGUCUCCAACUUCACCAUUGAGCACCUCGAGGAGGUCACCAAGGCCACUGGUGUUGUGCCGUCCGUCAACCAGGUCGAGCGCCACCCACGCCUGAACCAGAACGACACCCUCAUCCCCUACGCCAAGGAGAAGGGCAUCCACAUUACCGCCUACUCGGCCUUCGGCAACAACAGCUUCGGCCUGCCCCUGCUCAUCACUCACCCCACAGUCGAGGCCAUCGCCAAGAAGCACAACGCCACCGGCGCGCAAGUCGUGCUGGCCUGGUCCCAGGUCGGCGGCCACAGCGUUAUCCCCAAGUCUGUCACACCCAGCCGUAUCGCUGCCAACUUCCAGGAGAUCAAGCUCAACGACGACGACAUCAAGGCUAUCAACGAGAUUGGUGUCAAGGAGUACCAGCGAUUCAAUGUCCCAGCUACCUACAAACCCAAGUGGGACAUCAACAUCUGGGAUGACGAGAAGGAGAAGUCUGCCACCAACAAGGUUGUCGUGGUCUAA